CCGCCCCCCCGUCUAUAAGAGGGCCCGUGGAGCCGCGUGAGUCCCCACUGACUCGCGCAAAGCCAUCUUGGCAUUGUUCUGCCCGCGCCGCCGCCCCCGCCGCCACAGCCCCGCCACAGCCCCGCGCGCCCCCGCCAUGUCCGACGCGGCCGUGGACACCAGCGCCGAGAUCUCCGCCAAGGAUCUAAAAGAGAAGAAGGAAGUUGUUGAAGAAACAGAAAAUGGCAGAGAUGCACCGGCCAACGGCAAUGCUGAGAACGAGGAAAACGGAGAGCAGGAGGCUGACAACGAAGUAGAUGAAGAGGAAGAAGAAGGUGGUGAGGAAGAGGACGAGGAGGAAGAGGGUGAUGGUGAGGAAGAGGAUGGUGAUGAAGAUGAUGAAGCUGAGGGAGCCACAGGCAAAAGGGCAGCUGAGGAUGAUGAGGAUGACGACGUCGAUCCCAAGAAGCAGAAAACCGAUGAAGAUGACUAGGCAGCAAAUUUAUUAUUAUUAUUUUUUUUUUAAAUAAGGAGGAAAACAAACCAACAAAAAAAGGCCAGCGCAUCCUCUUCACCCUUGGGACCCCCUUCCCUCCUGUUACAGCCCUUUUUCCCCUCCCCGACACACACACAGCCCUUCCUCCCCCCUCUGCCGUGGUCAUCCUCACCAAGUAGAGUGAACCCCAGCCCCCCGGCGCGGCGCUGCCACUCAAUGACCAUACGAAACGAUUCGCCUGUUAGCGGGGAGAGAACCCCCCCUUUCCCACAGACCCUCCCCCCAAGCACCAAAACUUCAAGGCCCUGCUUUCUUUCUUAAAAGUACUUUAAAGGAGAAUUUGUUUGUAUUUUUUAUUUACAUUUUAUAUUUUUGUACAUAUUGUUAGGAGGUCCGCCAUUUUUAAGUGAUCUCGGAUUGACCAAAAGGGGGGCUUUGAAGUGUAUAUCUCUUGUUACCUAUCUCUGACUUUACUUGUGGUGUGACCAGGCCCAAACCAUUAUCUCAAAGGAGAAUAAAACAAAACCUUGUAAAAAAAAAAAAAUUAAAAAAGAGACAAAAAUGCAAAAAAAAAAAAUUUACAAUCUUA
This is a messenger RNA of Pezoporus flaviventris, 1064 nucleotides long. It is a transcript of the gene PTMA, whose product is annotated as prothymosin alpha. The coding region runs from base 137 to 472 and encodes 111 amino acids. Gene Ontology annotation, molecular function: histone binding. The transcript is spliced from 5 exons. Gene Ontology annotation, biological process: positive regulation of transcription by RNA polymerase II; negative regulation of apoptotic process. The record is from RefSeq and is a predicted model, not a curated record. Gene Ontology annotation, cellular component: nucleus. NCBI's taxonomy places the organism in Eukaryota, Metazoa, Chordata, Aves, Psittaciformes, Psittacidae.